Molecule: messenger RNA, 2705 nt
Organism: Ctenocephalides felis (cat flea)
Lineage: Eukaryota; Metazoa; Arthropoda; Insecta; Siphonaptera; Pulicidae
Product: G-protein-signaling modulator 2-like
Exons: 11
Coding region: 202-2304 (700 amino acids)
Molecular function (GO): protein binding; GTPase regulator activity
Source: RefSeq, a predicted model, not a curated record
GUCAGUUUUAUUGACUUGCGUGCUUAGAAGUGAAAUGUUAUCCUAUGUUGGUAGGAAUUUGCUAUAUAUUUUAUAUGUCAACUUUGUCAACCGUUCUAGUUAAUAAUUUUUGUAUUGUUUUAUCUUCAAAUUAAUUUUUUAUGAUUUUUAACAUUUAUGCAAGUAUAUAUUUUGUAGUUAUAUUUACAUAUAUGUGAAAAAAUGUCAAGUUCAAGUGCAAGUGGUGAAAAUUUGACAACCGAGUAUCAGAAUUUCGAAGGAUCUACAAUGUGUCUGGAACUAGCAUUGGAAGGGGAGAGAUUAUGCAAGUCAGGAGAUUGCAGAGCAGGAAUUGCAUUUUUUCAAGCAGCAAUUCAAGCCGGCACUGAUGAUCUUCGUACAUUGAGCGCAAUUUACAGUCAGCUUGGCAAUGCUUAUUUUUAUUUGGGAGAAUACAAUCAAGCUAUGCAAUAUCAUAAAUUAGAUCUUACACUAGCAAGAACAAUGAAUGAUAAACUUGGUGAAGCAAAAUCAUCUGGAAAUUUAGGAAAUACAUUAAAAGUUAUGGGAAGAUUCCAAGAAGCAGCAUUGUGUUGUGAAAGGCAUUUAAGCAUUGCAAGGGAACUAAAAGAUAGAGCUAGUGAAGGACGAGCUUUGUACAAUUUAGGAAAUGUAUUUCAUGCUCAAGGGAAACAUCUUGGGCAUAGAAGUCGAAAUGGAACAGAGAAUGAUUAUCAAGAUAGCAAUGAAGAUAACAUUGAAGUCAGGGCUUGCUUAGAAAAAGCUGUUCAAUACUAUCAAAAGAAUUUGAAGCUCAUGGAAGAACUUUGUGAUCAUGCAGCUCAAGGAAGGGCUUGUGGUAACCUUGGAAAUACUUUAUACUUACUUGGAGAUUUUUAUGGAGCUAUUGAGUAUCAUACCAGAAGAUUAGAAAUAGCAAAAGAAUUUGGAGAUAGACAGGCUGAGAGAAGAGCACAUAGUAAUUUAGGAAAUUCUCAUAUAUUUUUAGGGGAAUUUGAGACAGCAGCCGAUCAUUACAAACGUACUUUAUUGUUAGCUCAAGAGUUAGAUGAAAGAGCAGUGGAAGCACAAGCAUGCUAUAGUCUAGGCAAUACUUACACCCUUCUUCGAGAUUAUGAUAUGGCUAUAGGAUAUCAUCAACGUCAUCUAGCAAUAGCUCGCCAAUUAGGAGACAGGGUGGGAGAAGCUAGAGCAUCCUGGUCAUUAGGCAAUGCUCAUAGUGCCUUGGGAGCAGGACAUGAAGAAAAAGCAUUAUAUUAUGCGGGUUUACAUCUUGAUUUAAGCCGGGAGUUGAAUGAUCGGAUUGGUGAGGCUACCGCUUUGUGCAACAUUGAGGAAUUGCAUCGAGUUCUUGGAAUAAAUAGUAGUGCUUGCAACAAUGCCGAAACAGAAGUUGACCAAAACUCUGAAACAACAGAUAUAACACAUGCUAAUAGUGAUACUGAUGGACAAGCUUCCAGUGACACAGUGACUACAGCAGUCAAUGCUCCAUACCGAAAAGCUGAUGUGGAUAUAAAGUGUCAGGAACAGCAAGAGCAGCAAAGAUCUGCCAACAAUAGAGUGCAAAGAGUGAGACGACAGUCAAUGGAGCAGCUGGACUUAAUAAAGUUGACGCCUGAUGGAAAAUCAAUUCCAAACAAUCAAAGCAAUACAAGAAAUGACAUAAAAAAAUCGACCUUGGGAAGCCUCAAUUUUGCUAGUAAGUUGGGAAAGUCUCAUAAAAAGAAAGAAGAAGAAAUCGAGGAGGAAUCCUUUUUUGAUUUACUCUCAAGAUUUCAAUCUGGCAGAAUGGAAGAUCAGAGAUGUUCACUUAAUGUUGGAGAAAAUAAAGAAAAUUGUAGAACAAAUAAUAUAGCUACAAAUAAAACUAACAGCAGUGAAGAUAAGGAUCCAGGAAUAGACUUAUUGGAUAUGAUUGAAGGACUUCAAGGUAACAGAAUGGAUGAACAAAGGGUUUAUUUGCCACAUUUGCCAGGAUCCAAAACGACAAAGAAAAUUCAGCAACAGCCGGAUGAAAAAUUGCUCGAUAUGAUUAUAAAAUCACAGGCUUCUAGGUUGGAAGAGCAGCGAUCAGAUUUACCAGACACAUCUCAUUGGCAAAGUUCAAUUUCCAAAGAUGAAGCUGCAUUCGAAAUAGACUACUGCAAUCCUCAAUCAAGCAAUCAACAUUCGAAGUCAACUAAAGAUAAUAACAAUGACGGUACUACUGUUCCAGACGAAGAUUUUUUUUCGCUCAUUAUGAAAAUACAAAGUGGAAGGAUGGAUGACCAGCGAGCAAGUAUAAAUAUAAAACGAGUAAUAUAGAACUCUACUUUAAUAAUUGUAAUUGUAAUAAUAUAAUUGUAUAUGGAUUAUUAGAUUACUUUUAAUACUAGAAUAUUUCCAAUUUUUUAAUAUCAUUUCUUGUGGGUUACAUACAUAUAAUAGUCUGGCUAUCGAUUGGUACUUUGACUAUGAAUUGUUGUACCUUUGAACCGACAACAAUUUCUAAUAUAAAAUGAGUAGAAGUUUUUAUUAGUGACAUAAUAGUGAACAUUGCUAUAAUAUAGCAUUUAAAUUCAAACAAAUUAAAAAUGUGAUUUUAUUAAUAGGUAACUAUCAUAAAGUCAACAAAAGCCCAUUCCGUGUACAAAUCACUCAGUUAUUCUGAUAUGUUAAGAAAAUAUUUCUAAAAUUAUAUUAUAUUAUGAUUUAUGCUAUAUAUU